GUCGGUGACUCGUUUUGGACUCGCUCGAACUCAGUUGUUUCCUUCCUUCCUUCCUUCAUUCACGAACACACAUAUUUUUCGUAUUUUCUGAAUUUCUGAUAUUCCCUCAUAACAUAACUCUUCUCUUUCUCUCUCUAUAAAAAACGAACAACACGAAGAAAUUAUUCAAUCAAUUAACAAUUUCCAAAUGCAAAUGAAGAUGAGAGAGCGGGAAAUGGCGGCUUCAACCGAUUCUGUUUCGGUCGACAUUGAUGCCUUCUCUCCUCCUCCAAAGGAACAUAUUGUAAGAACACAUUAUGGUUAUGUCUCUGUUGCUGUAUAUGGAGACCCAGAGAAGCCAGCUCUUAUAACAUAUCCUGAUUUGGCUUUGAAUUAUGUCUCCUGCUUUCAGGGGUUAUUAUUCUGUCCCGAAGCAUCCACCCUUUUGCUCCACAAUUUCUGCAUAUAUCACAUCAGUCCCCCCGGACAUGAGUUGGGAGCUCCUGAGAUUGUUCCAGAUUAUCCAAUUCUUUCUGUUGACGACCUAGCAGAUCAAAUAGCCGAGGUUCUCAACUUUUUUGGUCUUAGUGCAGUAAUGUGCAUGGGAGUAGCUGCCGGGGCUUACAUUCUUACCUUAUUUGCUAUGAAGUAUAGACAACGUGUACUUGGUUUGAUACUUGUUUCACCUCUAUGCAAAGAACCAUCUUGGACUGAGUGGUUGUGCAACAAGGUCAUGUCAAAUUUACUCUAUUUUUGUGGCAUGUGCGGGGUGGCAAAGGAAAUGUUGCUGAAGCGGUACUAUAGCAAGGACAUUCGAGGUGGUGCUCAAUUCCCAGAGUCAGAUAUAGUUAAAGCUUGCCGAAGGUCACUGGACGAGAUGCACAGUUUGAAUGUGUGGCGGUUCCUUGAAGCUAUUAAUGGGAGGCCGGAUUUAAGUGAAGGAUUGAGAAAAUUAAAUUGCCGUUCACUAAUUUUUGUUGGGGAUAUGUCUCCUUUCCACUCAGAAGCUCUCCAUAUUACUUCAAAGUUAGACAGGCGAUUCAGUGCCCUAGUUGAGGUUCAAGCAUGCGGGUCAAUAGUGACAGAGGAGCAGCCUCAUGCUAUGUUAAUACCAAUAGAGUACUUUCUGAUGGGAUAUGGCUUGUACAGGCAAUCCAAGAGUCUCAGCCCUAGAAGUCCGUUGAGUCCAUCUUGGAUCUCGCCGGAGCUUUUUACGCCAGAGAGCAUGGGUUUGAAAUUGAAACCGAUAAAGACACGAAUUCCCACGUAAACCCAGUAGAUGAAUGAGGUUGCUUCUGAUUUUUGAUCUGUUUAAUUGAAUUCUGGGGUUAGUUGGAUAUCUGAUGAAUGAAGUGAUUCCAGAUUGCUUGUAGAUAAAGGUGAUGAUGAAAAUAAGAAAUCAACCACAAAAGAAAUGGGAAGAAUUUGGUUGAAAUCAACAGAUAGUAAUUCUUUGAUUUGUAAUCAUAUAGAUAUUUUAAUUGAUGAUCUGAAGCCUGAAUGGUAGAUAAAGCUUCGGAAUUGUCGUUUUUGGAUUACCAAAAAGAGAAACAAAAGGAUGUUGUGGUUAUGAUUGUAAAGCAAACAUGGAGGGCAAAUUGUUACUUCAUGCAAAUGUCUUGUUUCUUAAGUAAUUUCAUCAUGUUGAAAUA
Messenger RNA from Arachis ipaensis, 1631 nucleotides. Its product is annotated as protein NDL2. The record is from RefSeq and is a predicted model, not a curated record. NCBI's taxonomy places the organism in Eukaryota, Viridiplantae, Streptophyta, Magnoliopsida, Fabales, Fabaceae.